AUGGAGACCAUGGUGGCACAGCAGACGAACGGCCCGGCCUUCUUCUAUUACAGCCCCGAAGGCCAACAACACGGCCAUUUCAUCCCGCAGCAGCACCCAGCCUUACAGCAGAUGACCAUGCUCCCGGUCGUGCCCCCUCUGCCGUCGACACCCGUCUACUCUCGGCCUAGUUCUUCAUGCUCGCAGCCGCCGCUCCUUCCCAAGGGCUUCACCGGCGUCCCGAUCCUGCCGUCGACAAUGACGCCCGUGGCAUCGCCGAUGCCCAUCGCCCUUAAGCCAACUAUCGUGCUGGACACGGAGCUGGGCGAAGCCGAGGGGCUGUGCUCGCCCUCGACCCCUCCGCUCUCGUCGUCGGGCAGUGUCAUCAGCAGCCCCGGCAGCUGUGACAUGCUUCAGACGCCGCUGAACCCCAUGUUCUCUGGGCUCGACGGCAAGGAAAUUCCGGACAUGGACGGGGAGCUCGAGGCGUUCCCUGCUCUCGACUGGUCCGCAUGCGCAUCUCCCCCGGUUACGCCUGUGUACCUGCCGUCUUUGCAAGCACAGGCCGCCAAAGUUGCUCCGCUCAACACGCAGGCUUGCGACCUCCUUUCGCCUGCAUCCUCUUGCCCCUCGCUGUCCCCUUCGCCCUCUCCGUACGCGCGAUCUAUCUCGUCCGACGAUUUCUGUUUCGAUCCGAGAAAUCUGACGGUGGGCACUGUCAAUUCAACUCUUGCGCCCGAGUUCUCUGCGCUGCCCACCCUUUGUGCGGGCGAGGACGAGGAUCAAAAGUUCGUUCUCAGGGGCGCGGCUCGGUCAAUUUCACCCGAUUCCAACUUAGAGUUUCAGUCGCAGCUCUGCGACACCCUGCCUUCCUUUGACGCCCUCUCGGAUCUUGACUCGGAAGACGAUUUUGUCAACGGUCUUGUGAAUCUUGGUAACUGCGCGGCCACUCAAGUCAAUCGGUCACGUGCCAGCUCCGACGCGCUCUCGCUCAGCCCGUCAACUUACCUCUGCGGCGACGAUUCGGAGGAUCUUGACGGCUGCAAUUCGUUUGGCGCCGACAGUCUUCUCAGCCCGCCAGAGUCGUCCGAAGAGGCCGACUCACACAGGGACAAGCGCCAAAAGAAGUCCAAGGACACCAGUAAGCCCAUCAUGAGCACCGCCGCCGACUCUCAAUCGGGCAGCAACCAAAGCCAGUCCCCGCCCAGCAAUCAGGAGACAUCGAGCGAAAACGCUACCGAGACCAAGAAUGGUUCCGAGUCCAACUCGGGCUCCGAGAAUGCCGGGUCGACUCCUGCCCCGGCCCCCACCAGCCGUCGGGGCCGUAAGCAGUCUUUGACCGAGGACCCGUCCAAGACGUUUGUCUGCGACCUGUGUAACCGCCGUUUCCGGCGUCAGGAGCACCUCAAGCGCCACUACCGGUCACUGCACACGCAGGAGAAGCCCUUCGAGUGCACCGAUUGCGGCAAGAAGUUCUCUCGCUCUGACAACCUUGCCCAGCACGCCCGCACCCACGGCGCUGGCGCCAUCGUCAUGAACCUGAUUGACGACCCGGAAGCCAUGGCCGCCGCCGCUGCUGCGGGCAUGCCUGGUGGCUAUGCCCACACGGCCAUGAUGGGUGCUGCCGGCUUGGUUGGCGCAGACGAGUACCACUCCCUCGGCAAGGUCCUCUUCCAGGUUGCAGCUGAGAUCCCAGGCAGCGGCAGCGAGCUGUCUUCGGACGAGGGCAGCAGCAAUCAUGGCAAGAAGAAGCGCAAGAGGACAGAGUGA
Messenger RNA from Parathielavia appendiculata, 1749 nucleotides. RefSeq lists its product as uncharacterized. The transcript has 2 exons. Gene Ontology annotation, cellular component: nucleoplasm. Lineage: Eukaryota; Fungi; Ascomycota; Sordariomycetes; Sordariales; Chaetomiaceae. Bases 1 to 1749 code for a protein of 582 amino acids. The record is from RefSeq and is a predicted model, not a curated record. Gene Ontology annotation, molecular function: DNA-binding transcription repressor activity, RNA polymerase II-specific; RNA polymerase II cis-regulatory region sequence-specific DNA binding; DNA-binding transcription activator activity, RNA polymerase II-specific. Gene Ontology annotation, biological process: regulation of transcription by RNA polymerase II.